Molecule: messenger RNA, 860 nt
Organism: Mizuhopecten yessoensis (Yesso scallop)
Lineage: Eukaryota; Metazoa; Mollusca; Bivalvia; Pectinida; Pectinidae
Exons: 3
Coding region: 80-781 (233 amino acids)
Biological process (GO): translation
Cellular component (GO): mitochondrion; large ribosomal subunit
Molecular function (GO): structural constituent of ribosome
Source: RefSeq, a predicted model, not a curated record
CUAAUUUAAUUGUUUUUAGAUUGUAAAUAUCAUAUUCAUUGUCUCAAGCCGAAACUAAGAAAAUUGCUUAGAAUCCAAAAUGGCUGCGGUGUUGCAAGGACAGACAUGGUGCCUGCUGAGGAAGAUAACUCAAACAAGUGUUGCAUCUCUACGGUGUAAAUCUACUGUCAGCAAGACCUUAUGGCUGCAGCGAGAGCAGGACACAACAUGGGCUGAGCCUCUGCUGGAUUGGCCAAGGGAACAACGUGAAAUACGGAAACAAAAAGUGUCCCCUUUGCACAUGGUGGUCAGAAUCCAUGACCUCAAAGGCCUACCAAAAAAGGAAAAACAAAUGGCCAAGAAUCUUGGAUUUGGGGAAGGUACAAAGAAGCUGAAGAAAGUCCUGUUGAAGAAUACCCCUAGUAUCAAUGAACAGCUGAAAUUCGUACAGCAUCUGCUGAGAAUUGUACCCGUAACAUUUCCCUAUGGUCUUCCGGAGAACGAAGAAGACUGGGAACACUGCUAUAUCCGAGACAACGGAGAGUUUAUUGUGCGACGGAAGAUCCCAAGUGCGGAGGAAAGCAUUCCGGAAGACAUAGGGACAACAACAGACAGAGAAAACUCAGUGUGGGAUAUGGACAUAGAAACGGUUAAAAAACAAAAUCAAAAGAAAUUAGUACAGUAUGAUAUAAAUUCAGAAUUUUUCAAGCCUCAGUAUGCAUAUAAAAACAAUAGUGACGGUAAAGAACACAGAUAUUUUGGAGAUAAAAGAUUCGGUGGAAAAGGAAGAACCUGGUACUGAGCCGUUGGACAUCACCUUAUGUUUCCAUAAUUUAUGUAAUGCAGCUGCCUGCCGUUCAUUAAAUCUUAAUAGUAUUUUA